Messenger RNA from Phyllostomus hastatus (greater spear-nosed bat), 1482 nucleotides. RefSeq names its product small integral membrane protein 34 (gene SMIM34). Bases 327 to 746 code for a protein of 139 amino acids. The record is from RefSeq and is a predicted model, not a curated record. The transcript has 2 exons. NCBI's taxonomy places the organism in Eukaryota, Metazoa, Chordata, Mammalia, Chiroptera, Phyllostomidae.
CGAGGGCUCAGUGCGGCCCUGGUUUCAACAGUUCUUCUGCGUCAGACCGACCCGCACAGGCCGAAGCCGGGAGGCGCUGUUUGUCCUGAGGCGACAGGAGACCAUUGGAGGUCAAUUCUCUGAUCGACUGAGUGAGAGACAGCUCUCCCAGGUCGUCUCUGCUGCUCUUCUGCUCCGUGCUGCCCUGCCCUUCCGGGAGGGGGGGGGUCCUGUUCCUCCCCCACGCAGGAGCUGCAGUGCGGCGGGACUCCAGUGGCCUGGUGACCCUUUGCCAAGCGAGGUCCCCCCUUCACCGGCUUCCCGGGAGUCGAGGAAAGGCGCCUCCUAUGGCAGGGGUCAAGCGCACUCCGCUGGGAGCCCCCAGCCAGACGCAGGCCGGCCCGGCCCUGGGGCCCCUGCUGAGGGACCAGCUGGAGGGCAGGAACGGCACCAACUCCACCAGGGCCCUGAGGCUGCCGGACGGGACCGGCGCCGCCUGGUACAUCCUCACCAUCAUCGGCAUCUACGCCGUGGUCUUCCUCUUCCGGCUGGCCAGCAACAUCCUCAGAAAGAACGACAAAUCCUUGGAAGACGUUUAUUACUCCAACCUGACCUCCGAACUCAAGAAGGAGGGCCCCCCGGGCAAGGCGGCCGAGUGCCCUGCGCUGACCAUCGGCAACAGAGCCGCCCUGCCGCCCGCCCAGGCCAGCCCGGAGCCCAGGCGCGCGGCCAGCGGGACCCAGACCGACAUCCAGGGGAUCCCUUAACGGGCGAGGCAAGCAGGUCCCCAUACGACAGGCCCAGCCUUCCUGCGGGGUCAGCGGAGGGCAGCGUGGGGCUCACCUGGAACCUUGAGAUGGGGUCAAGCCCCCGAGUGGGGCCGGAGGAUCGUGGCUGAGCCCCGGGCACUUCCGGUGGGUGGCGUGUGGGCGAAACCAGCAUCCUCUGGCUUUCUCGGGCUCCCUGGUGCUUUGGGACAGGCAGCAGGGGCGGCAGCUUCUGGCCAGACCCACCCUGCCCCGGGGAGGGCGAGGGGCAUCCACUCUCCUCGGAGGAAUCUGGGAGACACCCGGGGUAUCCCUGAGGGUGGCUUCUCAUCGCAGAGAGAAGGCUGGACUGGGAGCCCAGUGCCCUGGGUGGACUUCAACUUCACGGGGUUACGUGCACUUGGAGUGGCCGGCGGCUCGCCUGGGACACGCGGGUCUGGGGUGUAGGGUCCCACGGGGCCGUUCUCUCGUGGGAGUGGAACCAAGUCAUUACUGUCGGAAGUUAGGAGUUCUUCACUUUCUUUUAAAGGGUGGGAUCCACUGGAGAAAAGACUGAGUUUUGGACUCAGAAGAACCAAACUCUAGUCUGAUUGCCAUUAUCUACCCCUUAGGUGUGAAUGUUACCUCAGUACAGAUAACACAAGGGCAAUAAGGCCAGUUCUGUGAAUCUUACAAAGCAGAUAGGAGCUCAUGAGACCAUACAUAUGAAUGCAUUUUGAAAAGAAAAAUAAAUGCA